GCAGUAAAAGCCGGUGCACGCUGAUUUAAAAGUUUCGUAAUAUUAAGUCGAUCUCCGCGCAUGUCGUGGCGCAUGUUGAGCAGGCGCGCACGCGAGGUUAUUUUUGAGUUACAUGGUUACGACUUGAACAUUUAUGACAUUACGCCGGUCUUAGCGGCCUGCUGAUACUGCAAGACUCGUGGUCUAAGCGUUUUGUGUUGAUGUCAUGAUGGAUGCAUUUGACGCAGUUCUCUUCAAACAAGGAGCAGAAGCAAGGGUGUACAAAGGCACAUAUUUAGGAAAACCUGCUGUUUUCAAGGAGAGAUUUGAAAAAAAGUACAGGCACCCCGACUUGGACAGGCUGCUGACUCUAGAGCGCAUGCGAGCUGAAGCCCGCGCUUUGCGAAAGACCAGAGCUGCUGGUGUGCCGGUUCCGCCUGUGUACUUUAUUGACCUGACGUCGCGAAUCAUUGUGACAGGAUACAUCGAAAAUGCCGAGACAGUACGUGAAAGGAUUGUUUCUCUGCAAUCGGAAGAAGCGGCGGGCCGCGCGAGAAGCUUGGAGUUUCUUAUGGACAAAAUCGGCGAGGUUGUUGCACUUCUGCAUAAGAACCAUAUAGUCCACGGUGACCUCACGACUUCCAACUUGAUGGUGCAGCAUCGCGAAGCAGCAUCUCCUCUAAUCUAUGCCAUCGAUUUCGGCUUGAGUUUUAUUAGCGAGACAGCUGAAGACAAAGGCGUCGACUUGUACGUUCUAGAAAGGGCAUUCCUGAGUGCUCACCCAGGGAUCGAAAGCUUCUUUCAAAGAUUCCUGGAUAGCUACUCAAGAAACUACCCACAAAAAGCUGCGAGCAUCAGGAAGAAAUUCGAAGAUGUGAAACAGCGUGGAAGAAAGCGAACGAUGGUCGGUUGACCGUGGACAUGCGUGCUAAAAGGAAAUGUGCCAGUAAAGGUGAUUUAGGAA
Dermacentor andersoni is the source of this 943-nucleotide messenger RNA. RefSeq names its product TP53 regulating kinase (gene Tcs5). Gene Ontology annotation, molecular function: ATP binding; protein serine/threonine kinase activity. The record is from RefSeq and is a predicted model, not a curated record. Gene Ontology annotation, cellular component: cytosol; EKC/KEOPS complex; nucleus. NCBI's taxonomy places the organism in Eukaryota, Metazoa, Arthropoda, Arachnida, Ixodida, Ixodidae. Gene Ontology annotation, biological process: protein phosphorylation.